AUGUCAUUUUCCUAUCUCUCUCUCUUAUUAUUUUCUUCUACACUCUUUCUGAGAGUUGAAUCAUGGUACUCUCCAAUUAUACCAAUCUCAUCUCUAAUAAGUAAAAGCCUUUUUGAUUCAAUUUUCCUUCACAAAGAUGACACUGCAUGUCCUGCAAAAAACUUCUACCCUUACCAAUCCUUCAUUGAAGCCUCCAAAUCUUUUCCCGAAUUCGGUACUACAGGAUGUUUAGCCACAAGAAAACGCGAGAUAGCAGCUUUUCUUGCUCAGAUUUCUCAUGAAACUACUGGUGGAUGGUCCACUGCACCUGAUGGCCCAUUCUCUUGGGGAUUAUGCUUCAAAGAAGAAAUUAGUCCUCAAAGUAUUUACUGUGAUUCUACUGAUAAAGAUUGGCCUUGUUUUGAAGGCAAAAGCUAUAAAGGAAGAGGUCCUAUACAACUUUCUUGGAAUUUCAACUAUGGACCUGCUGGGAAGGCAUUGGGAUUCGAUGGGCUGAAAAAUCCAGAAAUUGUAUCAAACAAUUCAGUGAUUGCUUUCAAAACUGCUCUAUGGUUUUGGAUGACAGAGAGAAAACCAACACCUUCAUGCCACAAUGUGAUGGUUGGAAAAUAUGUAGCAACAGAAGCUGACAUAGCUGCUAAUAGAACAGCGGGUUAUGGUUUGGUCACAAACAUAAUCAAUGGUGGAUUGGAGUGUGGAAUUCCUGGUGAUGCAAGAGUCAAUGAUCGAAUUGGGUUUUUUCAAAGAUAUUCUAAGUUGUUUAAUGUUGACACUGGACCUAACUUGAAUUGUGCAUAUCAGAAAUCCUUAUAA
This is a messenger RNA of Lathyrus sativus (Indian pea), 813 nucleotides long. Lineage: Eukaryota; Viridiplantae; Streptophyta; Magnoliopsida; Fabales; Fabaceae. The record is from the annotation of a GenBank genome assembly.